AUAAUGGUGUCUACAGUGAGGACUGAGAUCAUUCUCUCAGUUUACAUCAUUUCAUUCCUGAUCGGCCUCCCCUGUAAUCUCUUGGCUCUCUAUGCGUUUAGUACCAAGAUCUGUUCCAAGCUACGUCCAACAGACAUCCUGCUGCUUAAUUUGACCAUCUCCGACCUGCUGUUUUUGGUCAUCCUUCCUUUCAAGAUGCACGAGGCAGCAUCUGGUAUGAAGUGGGAUCUGCCCAACUUCAUGUGCUCCAUCACUUCCUUCACCUUUUUCUCCACAAUCUACACCAGCUCCUUGCUGCUGAUGGCAGUCAGUGUGAUCCGCUACAUAGGAGUAGCAUUUCCUAUCACCUAUCAUCUACUGCAGAAACCUGUGUAUGCAAUUGUUAUCAGUGUUGCUGUUUGGCUCAUCUCAUCAGCACACUGCAGUAUCAUUUUCAUCAUCCAGCAUCACCCAUCUCUGGCCAGUAAUAACUCCAAUGCGUGUUAUGAACAGUUUUCAGAGAAGCAGUUGAAGAUCCUCCUCCCAGUACGUCUGGAGAUUUUCUUUGUACUCUGCCUCAUACCGCUUCUUAUUUGUGUUUACUGCUCCUUGCGCUGCAUCUCAAUUCUGUACAGCCUAUCCGGGAUAUCCCAGAUGCAGAAACAGAAGGCCAUUGGCAUGGCCUCAGGGACUCUUGCUGUGUUCCUUAUUUGUGUUCUGCCAUUCAGUUUAUCUCAUUUAGUGGGUUACAUCCAGGGACUAAGUCCAGAGUGGAGGUACUACAUGUUGCUUCUGAGCUGUUUCAACACCUGUAUCGAUCCCAUCAUCUUCUACUCUUCCUCGUCCACCUUUCGCUUCUCAAGUGAAACAUUCAUUUUUAGGAAGUGGUUCACUUUUUUAGGACUGAAAAGGAACAACAGCACCACUAACUAAGAAAUGGAAAAAUACAUUUUCAAAACUAAAUGUACCAUUAACAGAUUUAAGUUCACUGCUGAUGAUGAUCUAAUAUUUUUCGAGAGGACUGUAUUUUCCUUUUGAAACCAUUUUUCCUGUUUUCUACAAAA
This is a messenger RNA of Pundamilia nyererei, 1043 nucleotides long. RefSeq names its product free fatty acid receptor 3-like. The transcript has a single exon. Gene Ontology annotation, molecular function: G protein-coupled receptor activity. Bases 4 to 912 code for a protein of 302 amino acids. Gene Ontology annotation, biological process: cellular response to fatty acid; G protein-coupled receptor signaling pathway. NCBI's taxonomy places the organism in Eukaryota, Metazoa, Chordata, Actinopteri, Cichliformes, Cichlidae. The record is from RefSeq and is a predicted model, not a curated record. Gene Ontology annotation, cellular component: plasma membrane.